AUGGCUCAACAACAAAUUCAACAUCAAAUAGAAUUACUUGAAAGGUUUAAAUCUCAUAUUUUACAAUCAUCAUCAAAAUCAAAACAAAUUCUAAAUGAAUUUAAAUCUAUAACUACUAAUGAUUCAUCAGUUACUGCAUUAAUUGUAUUUGAAUUAUUGAAUGAAGCUAAUUUAAAACAAUCACUUACUAUGAUUGAGAUGCUUGGAGCUAAAGAAGGUAUUGUAAUUAAUAAUCCUUUGGUAGAUGAUGUUAUGGAGGUAUUAGAAAUGGAAAUUCCUUCAAUUAUGGAACUGAUGGCAACUGUUGGAAUUAUGAGACAAAUUGUGGAACGUUCAGGAGGUAGUAUUACUGAAGAUACAUCUAUAUCAAUUAAUGCAGUUAGAGAAGUUGAUGGUAAUGAUGAAAAUGUUAAUGAAGAGAAAUCAGAAUCUAAACCAAAGGAAUCAAAAAUAAAAUCAAAUCGAGUUACUAAACAAGAUAAAAAAAAUGCUAAGAGACAUCUUAAGAAAGAAGAUUAA
Insectozyma verbasci is the source of this 519-nucleotide messenger RNA. NCBI's taxonomy places the organism in Eukaryota, Fungi, Ascomycota, Pichiomycetes, Serinales, Debaryomycetaceae. The record is from the annotation of a GenBank genome assembly.